Asparagus officinalis (garden asparagus) is the source of this 1464-nucleotide messenger RNA. Its product is annotated as subtilisin-like protease SBT1.7. NCBI's taxonomy places the organism in Eukaryota, Viridiplantae, Streptophyta, Magnoliopsida, Asparagales, Asparagaceae. Gene Ontology annotation, molecular function: serine-type endopeptidase activity. The coding region runs from base 1 to 1464 and encodes 487 amino acids. The transcript has a single exon. The record is from RefSeq and is a predicted model, not a curated record. Gene Ontology annotation, biological process: proteolysis.
AUGGAUGCCGCGAUUAAAGACGGUGUCGACAUAAUUUCGAUGUCAUUGGGAGGUACUAUUCAUGACUAUCGUCAGGAUGUGAUCGCCAUCGGUGCGUUUUCGGCGAUGGAGAAGGGUAUUUUCGUCAGUUGUGCGGCCGGUAACAGCGGUCCGGAGUCGGAGACGCUAAGUAACGAAGCGCCGUGGAUUCUCACGGUUGGAGCGAGCACAAUGGAUCGAAGCAUACGAGUCACUGUCAAGCUCGGCGAUGGACAAGAGGUCAAUGGUGAAUCGGUGUUCCAACCGAAGAACUUCACAUCCGAAGCGCUGCCUUUGGUUCGCCCAAAUGGGAGUGGAUCCCUUUACCAAACAAAUUGCUUAACUCCGGCAAUGAACGGCAUCGUCAACGGCAAGAUCGUCAUGUGCGAGCGACCGGAGAGUGGUCCAAGAGUCGAGAUCGGUUCGACGGUAAAAGACUCUGGCGGCGCCGGUAUGAUACUCAUCAACGCCGAGCAAGACGGGUACACGACCCUGGCCGAGGCUCACGUACUUCCGGCAUCGCACAUUAGCUACAACGACGGCCAGAAAAUUUUCGCCUAUUUCAAAUCUUCGGACAAGCCGACCGCAUCGCUCAUAUUCAAAGGAACAAUCCUCGGCAACACCUCCGCUCCCACUGUCGCCUCAUUCUCGUCCCGAGGGCCGAGUCUUGCAAGUCCUCUAGUUCUAAAGCCCGAUAUCAUCGGUCCAGGUGUCAGUGUUCUCGCCGGAUGGCCAUCCGAUGUCGAAACGUCUCACGAUCAAAGCAAUCCGACAUUCAACAUACUCUCCGGCACGUCGAUGUCGACCCCGCAUUUGAGCGGCAUCGCCGCGCUUGUCAAGGGAAUGCACCCCGAAUGGUCGCCAGCAGCGAUCAAGUCUGCGAUCAUGACGACAUCCAACAUCGCUUGCAACGAUGGUAAACCUGUCAUGAACGAGCUCCACGAGCCCGCUACCUACUACAAGAUGGGCGCUGGGCAUGUAAACCCCGAGAAAGCGUCGGAUCCGGGUCUAGUCUACGACAUAUCCGCUGAUGAUUAUGUCGGAUUCCUUUGUGGGCUCGGAUACUACGACAAAGACGUCGAGGCGGUGACCCGACGGAAGGUGAAGUGUGCCGAUGUCGCGAAAGUCAACCAGUCGCAGCUGAACUAUCCGUCGAUAACGGUGUAUCUUCUCUCCGGCGAGAAGACGGUGACUAGGACCGUGACUAAUGUGGGGGGAGGGAAGGAGAAGUAUGAAGUGAAGUUGGAUGUGCCGAAGGGAGUGGAGGUAAGCGUGGAUCCUGAGGUGUUGGAGUUUGACGAGGUAAAUGAGAAGAAGAGCUUUGUUGUGAGUUUUAAAAAGAAAGAGGAGGGGGAGGAUGAUUUCGUUGAAGGGGAGAUGAAGUGGGUUUCGGAUAAGCAUGUUGUUAGGAGCCCGAUUAUAGUUACGAAGGAUAUCUAUGAUUGA